AUCCACACCCAAGACUUGAAUUAGACUAUUGUGUUGAGUCUUUGCAGGUGCCAUGUGUAGCAGAAAGGACAUUCAUCCCUUGGCCACACUGAUCGGGCCAGUAUAGUAUAAAAGACAGCACCCAUUUCAGCAUUAUGAUCGCGCUUCAUGCACACACACUUCUGGGUUCUCUUCUGUGCCUCUCCUCUUGCUGUUGCAGCGUUCCCUGGUGUGUGACGCAGUGACGUACUGUAAGCUCACCUGUGCAGGUCUCCGUCUGCGUUUCCUCCCGCAUCCGUCCCACCAAUCCUCUCUUUUAUUGAGCUUUGAAUUUGACACCGGUGCUUUAGACCCGCCUACCAUCAUCGCAAAGACUUCCUAGGAAUCUUCCUGGAAUGGUUGCGCUACAUUUUAAACAACAAUGCAGGUCUCUGAUGAAAGACUGAAAACUGAUUGGUUAUUAAACAGAAGGAAGACGAAAUAUCUUCAGCUGCUGAGUGACCAGCAGUUUGUCCUCCAUGAGCACAGGAUCACAAAGGAGAUUGAUCUGAACUUCAAUCCAGUGUAGGAGCUGCUCCCUCAAAUUACCACAGCCUCUAUUCUUGAUUGGCUUUGAACAUUCAGUUAAAUACACCAGGACAGAGUAUGGAAACCGCACCUUCUCACAGAAUCCUGCGACCCCUUCUGCUCAGUAUUUUUUUGCUGGGAUGUUUUGUGAUUCUCUUUUUGAUGUAUUUUAAACCAACUAUAAGCUGGUUACCAGGUCCUGUAGAGUCAACAGUAUUCAGAGAACCUGGCCUGAACCUCUUCCCCAACAAGAGUGAUAAAAAUGUUACCAUUGUGCUGAUCUGGAGCUGGCCUUUUGGAAAAGAGUAUGACCUGAGCAUUUGCAGCUCAGUCUUCAACACUGACGGCUGUUUCAUCACAGCAGACAGGAACCUCUACAGUAAGGCAGAUGGGGUCAUCAUUCACCACCGAGACAUCAGCACUGACCUGUCCAAUCUCCCACGGCUCCAGCGACCAUCAUUCCAGAAGUGGAUAUGGAUGAAUGCAGAGUCGCCAUCACACUCAUCCCAGCUCCCUGGAUUAGACAACCUGUUCAAUCUGACUGUCAAUUAUCGUCAGGAUGCUGACAUUACAGUGCCUUAUGGGUACAUUAUACCAGCAGAGGGUGAGGAGGAUUUUAUCCCACCAGAGAAAAACAAGCUGGUUUGCUGGAUUGUGAGCAACUGGAACCAGAGCUACAUACGGGUGAAAUAUUACAAUGAACUGCAAAAAUACAUGGAGAUUCACACAUAUGGACAAGCCUUCGAGAACCCCAUCUCUGACCAAGAUAUUUUACCCACCAUUGCCAGCUGCAAGUUCUAUCUGGCAUUUGAGAACUCCAUCCACAAGGACUACAUUACUGAGAAACUGUACAACCCGCUGUCAGUGGGGACAGUGCCAGUGGUUCUUGGCCCACCCAGACAGAAUUAUGAGAACUUUAUCCAGGGAAACGCCUUCAUUCAUGUGGAGGACUUCACCUCACCCAAGGAGCUGGCUGAUUACCUGCUGCUCCUGGACAAGGAUGAGAAAAUGUACCUCAGGUACUUUGAGUGGCGGCGGCACUUCAAAGCAAAGCAAAGCUCUUUUGGGGCUGAGCACAUGUGCCUGUCCUGUGAUUACUUGCGUAGGCAUACGGAGUACAAGGUAUUCAAUAAUCUUAACAAGUGGUACUGGGGUGGCUAGUGCUUUUUAGGGUUGUGUGGUUCUUGUUAUGCUGUUGAAGAAACUGUUUUAAGAUGUUUGUCCUUCAGUUAACACAAAGGUUCAUUGCUGAUCUGUCCAGAGCAGCUGAAUGGUAAUUUUCUGUUGGUUAAGUGGCCCAAUGAGAUGUCUCACUUCUCAUUCUGUCUUCUUUGAAUUUUGGUUGCCAUGAAAUUUUGUUGAGCCUUACUUUUCCUUUUGAAUUAUCCAUUUAUAAUUUUUCUUUAUUUAUGUAUCUGCUCAUCAGAUAACACUGAUGAUGCAAGUUUUUAUUAUCUGCUGUUCAUUCUGCUCCUCAGGGCACUUGAAUGCAUACCUGGCUGGCUGUGUCAGCAAGGAAAGUAGAAAGAGGGGCCAGGGUGUGUGCAGUCUAGCAGAAUUAUAAAAAUAAUUUUGUUGGGUAUUACAUGCUUUUAAUCAGGAAUUGAUGCCAAGGGCCAACUUUAAAAUGUAAAAUUACAAGUAUAAAAAAUAUAAAUAAUAAAAGACAAAAAACUGUGGUGGAAAAACAAGGUGUUAGAGCACCACCUAGCGUCUUUCUGUGCACCCGUCUCACAACUGGCCUACUAAUGCAGACUGCAACCUCCCUUGUUGACAUCAGUGAAAACAUAGGUGUUUAUUUUCUUUUCAUGCCUUCAUGUGUGCUCACUCUGUUCUGGGUGUUAUGUUGUUAAAAUUUUUUAUGCUAAUAAAGCCAUUUAACAUGUUUAAUAGCAUAAGCAAUUACAAUUAUAGAUACAAUUAUAUUGUAGUGGAAAUUGUAUUACUCUGUCAAAAUGAAGAACUACAAAGUGAAAGAAAUUAGUUUUUAUGAAGCUUUAAAUAUACUCAUGGUAAAUGUUUGCCCUUACAUCACACAUUUAUUUGCCUGAGAAAAUUUGUCUUAGACUGGAAAAUAAAUGUAACUGAUUAAAAUACUCUAGUACAUAAUGUUUGGUUUCAGCCAAGAACAGUUCGUUUGGGGUAUGUCUCUAACAGAUUAUCCAUAACACACCCAAGUACUCUGUUUCGGGAACUGAUGGAGACUGCACAAAUGAUAAAAGGAGACUCCGAGGUCAUCUCAGGAAGCAGCUGCUGAAGGUCUCUGUUUUCCACAUUUUGUUUUGUGUAAUGAUGUAACCAAGAUUGAUAAGCGGUGACUAUAUGAAAUCCUGAGAUGAAGAAGAGUGUGUGAGCACUUCAUGUCAUAUCCAGUAACACACUGGGCACGCCGUGCAGUUCUGUCCCAGAUUACUCUGUAAAUUGUGUGACAAAUGGC
Molecule: messenger RNA, 2983 nt
Organism: Archocentrus centrarchus (flier cichlid)
Lineage: Eukaryota; Metazoa; Chordata; Actinopteri; Cichliformes; Cichlidae
Product: alpha-(1,3)-fucosyltransferase 9-like
Exons: 5
Coding region: 625-1707 (360 amino acids)
Cellular component (GO): membrane
Molecular function (GO): alpha-(1->3)-fucosyltransferase activity
Source: RefSeq, a predicted model, not a curated record